AUGUUUAGCUGUGACUGUUUUUCGUGGAACAGUGUUCCUGAAUCCUACCCUUCUGAGCCAGAGCCCUUCUCUCUGCCAGCACCUCUUCCACAAUGGCCACAAGGUACUGGUUUUGCUAGAGAAAGAAUAAGCCUUGGAAGCAUAGAAGUUUUCAAAAUAAGGAGGUUUGAAAGAGUUUGGAGCAGCCCAAGUUCGCAUGGUAAAUCUCACGAUUUCGUAUUUUACAAACCGUUGGAGAUUCCAGUUGAUUUUUUCUGCCUUGGUUACUAUUGUCAGUCCAAUGAUCAGCCAUUGAGAGGACAUGUUCUUGUGGCUCGUGAAACUUCUUCUGAACCUGAAGCUGAAUCUCCAGCUCUUAAAAAACCAAUUAACUACUCUUUGAUAUGGACCGCUGAUUCACCACAUGAUGGAUGUGGUUAUUUUUGGUUGCCAAAUCCUCCAUUGGGAUACAAAGCAAUGGGCAUAGUGGUUACUAACAAACCAGAUGAACCUGAAGUUGAAAAAGUUAGAUGUGUAAGAGCCGAUCUGACAGAAACUUGCGAGACUUGUGAUCUAUUACUAUCUAUGAACUCCAAGUUUUCCAAAAUUUCAUUCAAGGUUUGGAACACUAGGCCUUGUAAAAGAGGGAUGUGGAGUAGAGGUGUAUCAGUUGGAACAUUCUUCUGCAGCACCUAUUCUAACUAUGAACAAGUGGCAGAUAUUGCUUGCUUGAAGAAUCUUGACUCCACCUUACAAGCCAUGCCAAACAUAGACCAAGUUCAUGCACUCAUUAAUCAUUAUGGCCCCACUGUGUACUUCCACCCUGAUGAGAAAUACUUGCCAUCAUCAGUGCAAUGGUUUUUCAAAAGCGGAGCACUUGUGUAUUCAAGAGACAAUGAGAAGGGUAAAGCAAUAGAUUACCAAGGAUCAAACUUACCAAGUGGGGGAACAAAUGAUGGAGCUUUUUGGAUAGAUUUGCCUACUGAUAAUGAUGCUAGAAAUAAUGUAAAGAAGGGAGACAUAGAGAGUGCAGAACUCUAUGUUCAUGUAAAACCAGCUUUGGGAGGAACAUUUACUGAUAUUGCCAUGUGGGUAUUUUGUCCCUUCAAUGGACCUGGCAUACUUCAAGUGGGGUUUGUGAACAUUAAGCUCAACAAGAUAGGUGAACACGUGGGUGACUGGGAACACUUCACCCUUCGUGUGAGCAACUUCACAGGAGAACUAUGGUCUGUGUUCUUUUCUCAGCACAGUGGAGGAGAGUGGGUGAAUGCAUUCAACUUGGAGUAUAUUGAAGGAAAUAAACCAAUUGUUUAUUCAUCAAGGCAUGGCCAUGCAAGUUUUCCUCAUCCUGGGACCUACCUUCAGGGAGCAUCCAAACUUGGAAUAGGAGCAAGGAAUGAAACAGCUAGAAGUAAACUCAAGGUAGAUUCCAGCAGCAGGUACAAGGUUGUUGCGGCUGAGUAUCUUGGUAAGGGAGCAAUUGCAGAACCAAGUUGGUUGCAGUAUAUGAGAGAAUGGGGUCCUACUAUUGUGUAUGACUCACGUUCUGAAAUAGAAAAGUUGAUAGAUUUGCUUCCGGUGUUUCUUAGAUUGUCUUUGGUGAUUUUGUUUGAAUUGUUUCCCACGGAGCUUUAUGGUGAGGAGGGGCCAACUGGUCCAAAGGGAAAGGCCAAUUGGUUAGGAGAUGAAAAGAACCUCCGUCCUCUCUCAGUCGGCGAUAUUAGGACUCACUCUCACUCUCAGUUUCUUCUUCCUCUAUCCAUCCAGGUUUUCACUGAAUGCUUCAGUUCUACUAUUUCUGAUUUAUUGUCCUACGCAACAAUGGACUGGGCGUUUGUGCAUAAAACGUGGGAUAAGUGGGCUUCUACCAACAUUGGUUAUUCUGGUCAUCCGUUAAAAGCUGCUUUGCUAAUUAAUUAUGACCCGACUGGACCAUCCCGAUUAUUAUCUACCAUUGCUGCACAAGAAGGAAUAAAAACUAAUCCCAUUGAAUUGAGUCACUUUGUGGACUUUAUCAAACAAAAUAAACUCCAGACAGAGCUCUUCACUAUUGGAUCUAAUCAGUACUUGGUCACGUCAAUUCAUGAGAACUGGUUUAGUGCAAGGUGUAUAAACACGUCAAAGCCUGCUGGUGAAGGUGUUAUUGUUAUACAAACAUCAGCAUAUAUCUUGGUUGCUCUGUACGAAGGUUCCAUUGGUCCAGCAUCUCGUGCGAUGGCAGCUGCUGAUCAGUUAACUUGGCAAUUAGGGCGAAAAAAUCUUUAA
Molecule: messenger RNA, 2244 nt
Organism: Sphenostylis stenocarpa
Lineage: Eukaryota; Viridiplantae; Streptophyta; Magnoliopsida; Fabales; Fabaceae
Source: the annotation of a GenBank genome assembly